AUGGAUGCGGUAGAAGCAGCACGGCGCUCCAGAUCCAUAGCCUAUCGCAGAUUCGAUAGGAUUGCAAAGAGGUUGCAGGGCACGGUUGUGCGAAGUUCUAAUCGAGCCCAGCUGGCUGUUGACAUUGAGGAUAUUCGUGCACUAAGAGACAGCAUUAACGCUUUUUUAGAAAAUGAGAGAAUGAUCGUCGAGUCUCAGUUCGACGAGGAGGCACUAGAUACUCUCGACCAAUGGUCAGAAAGAUUUGACAGAGAAUGCAUGAUAAUCGAGGAACGGGAGGCUCAGCUGGAGGAAGCAGUAGAACGAAGUUCACUUGCUAGCGAGAUUGGUAGUGCCGACAAAGCUAGAAGUGUAGUGGAUUGGGUGACGAAGCAGCAAAAUGUUCGGUCACUUACAAACCUGUUUGAAAAUCACAGGCAAAUGGCAGCAAUGGAUUCUCCUCAAUCAUUGUCUGAGGGGAAGGGCUUUCUCCCCAAGCAGAUGCAACAAAUGAAUGGGUCAAUGGGAAAUCAACAACUCCUACAUCCACAACAACCAGAUACCACACACACAUCUCAACAACAUGACCUACCCACCUCACAUACUACACGGCACCUUAUAUCACACCAACCACACGUUGAACUGACUACUUCUCAGUCUGACAGCAUGCAUGGUUCACACUUCCCUGCAACAUCCACACAAGUACAUAUACAAAGCAACAACACAGCUUCACCACCAUCACACCACACCAUCCAUCCUGAACUGCAACAGGCCGACACUCUCAUGAAUGCCCAGUCACGCACCACUCCGCACACACAACCACUGAUACACAGUACACACAUGGUCAACACCAACCAUCAGCACCCAAACACCUCAACAACUAAUGGCUGUAAUCCAACAGUGGCUGAUGUCAGGGGCAAUGGUAUCAACAAUCCGACAAACAGAUUUGAGGAGGCGGUAACGGCUGCGGCAAUACAAGCGGCACGUGCUGCUGUCCUCGCACAAUCAAACAUUGCGGCACCAUCAGCGAAUUCCAACCAUUUCCAACAAUCUGCUGCACCUUGUGUCCGACUGCCGCAUCUGAAAAUCCCACAAUUUUCAGGAUCUGUAUUGGAGUGGCCCGAAUUCUGGUCCCUGUUCACGUCGACAGUGCACGAACACCCCACAUUAUCCAUUGUGUCCAAAUUCGUGUACUUGAAUGACAGCCUGAAAGGGGAAGCCAGAGAUGCAAUUGCUGGCAUAGCAUUAACUGAAUCCAACUAUCACUUGGCAGUCGAGACUCUUAAGACGAAGUUUGGACAACCUCAGUUAAUAAUCGGUGGAUUGUAUGCCCGACUUCAACAACUUCCGGAGGCUGGCCACAACUUUGAGAGCAUCAAAUCAACAUUCGACUCCAUUGACAAGAUUCUUCGACAGCUCUCUACACUGGGCGAGGAUGUGGAUAGCCAACGUCUUCUCAUCCACCAGAUUCUUGCAAAGUUUCCAUUGGCAGUCACAACUAAACUGGAAGAAACACGGUUCUCUCUGAAUACUCCAUGGACGGUAUCACUGUUGAGAACGGCACUGAGGCAAUUUGUGGAUAUUCGUACUAAUGCACUGAGAACUGCCCAGGUUCAGUCUGGUCAAUUGCCUACGAUUCUGGUACAACAAACACAAGGUCAAGAAGUGAAACAAACCAGCACACUUACAACCAAUUCGGACGCUGGUACUUCCCUUGUUGCCAAUGGACAUCCUCAUGGCAAUGUACGACCCGGCACACAACCCCCUGCAGCAACACAAGUGAUGAACAAGUAUACCGAACCUACAUAUUUCAAGUUGUCACCUUGUGCAUUCUGUGGAGGUGAUCACAAGCACAACGACUGUCAAACAUAUCGCACAACAGUGACAAGGAAACAACGGCUGACAGCUCAAGGUCGGUGCUACCUCUGCUUGCAACUCAAUCACCGAGUGCCACAAUGUCCCCAGAGAACGUGGCAUAAAUGCAACGGCUGCCACAGACAGGGUCACCACCACUGGACUGUUUGUCCAGAGCGGGAUGAAGGCCAUGGCCCGCAACCGUCUAAAGUGAACACCCUGCUAUCAAUCACGGAGGCAGUCCAAUUACCAUCAGCAAAUGUUUCAUUUCACUCACCCGGCAAGCCAAAGGUUACAGCCCAUCUCCUGCUUGACUCUGGGAGCCACAGAUCGUAUGUUACGAGGCGAUUAGCACAACAUCUUCAACUGGAAGUCUUGAGAACAGAGGAACUGGCUCUUUCGACCUUUGCAAGCAAUGCUGUCAAGACCAUCAACUCGGAAGUAGUCUGUCUUCCACUGCCCCUCCUCGGAGACCGUAUUCUGAAUGUAACUGCCAAUAUCAUUGACGAUGAAAUUACGAAUGCCAUUACUCGAGAACCACUGACAUCUACGGACAGGUCGUUUCUGCAAGAGCAAAUGAAUGGCAGCCCUCUUGCGGAUGCAGAAUUAAUGGCUUCGUCCAACACUUCGUUAGUGGUCGACAUCCUAAUAGGCUCUGACUACUUUUGGCAUGUGGUAACGGGCCACCGACUUCAACUUCCUUCGGGGCUCUUCACCAUCUCGUCUGAGCUUGGAAUGGUCGUAUCUGGUAAAGGCAGUCACAAGAACGGGACUUCGGAAAUCACAGCAAUGACUGCAGUGACUGCCAUGACUGCAACAGCUCAGACAUACCAGGACGUGGACACCAUGUGGAAACUGGACGUCAUUGGCAUUGUGGACAAUCCGACUAUUUCCGACGACGACCUCGCCCUUCAAAGGUUCAAUAGCACCGUUCAAAUCAUUGAUGGACGAUAUCAGGUCACCCUUCCCUGGAAGGAUAACAAUAGCAACCUCCCGUCGAACUAUGGUCUGGCUAUGGGCAGGAUGAAGACAUUGUCUCGGCGCCUUGAAUCAUCCCCCGAACUACUUCAUCAGUAUGAUACUGUCAUACAACACCAGCUGAAUACAGGGAUAAUCGAAGAUGCCCCGGUGCAAACGUCAGCGUUGACACAUCAUCUGCCGCAUCACCCAGUCAUCACGCCCACAAAGGCUACAACCAAAGUGAGAGUAGUCUACGACGGGUCGGCUAAGUCUACCCAGAAGGAAAUGUCAUUGAAUGAAUGCCUGUUUCGAGGACCGGUACUCCUCCCGCACAUCUGUGCUCUCAUGAUGAGGUUCAGGAUCUACCCGAUUGUCCUCUUGGCCGACAUUGAAAAGGCCUUCCUCCAGAUCCUAAUCCACCCAGAAGAUCGGGACGUGCUACGAUUCUUCUGGUACAAGGAUCCAACCAGGCCUCUUACUCCAGACAACGUCAGGAUACUACGGUUCUGCAGAGUACCGUUUGGUCUGAUCAGUAGUCCCUUCCUACUAGCAGCCACCAUUGAAUACCACCUGAAAGCAGCAGCAUCCGACACUGCACUUGCCAUCUUGAAGAAUAUCUAUGUUGACAAUGUAGUACUCGGCUGCAACAGCGUUGAAGAGGCCAUGCUUCUUUAUCACGAAUCCAGGAAACUGUUCAGCGAGGCCAACAUGAAUCUACGUGAGUGGGUAUCCAGCUCAUCUGAAGUCAACGAACGCCUACCCGAGCAACCUCAAAACUUGAGCGGCUCGCAAUCAAUGCUUGGCUUGAAAUGGAAAGUCGCUGCGGAUACGCUCAGCAUCGUCGGCCCCAAGCCAGAUGACUCUCCGGUAACCAAACGGACUGUACUCCAGACAGUAGCAGCUGUGUACGAUCCCCUGGGACUCGUAUCUCCUAUUACUAUCCAAGGCAAGAUAUUUGUACAACGGCUGUGGAUGGAAGGGCACAAUUGGGACAAACUGCUGCCAGAUGAACUUCUACGAGAAUGGAAUGUCAUCCUGCAAUCGUUAUUGACAGUUAGCGAGAUUAACAUCCCAAGAUUGGUAGGAAGCAGCGGUGAUAAUGGGUUAUACUCGCUGGUCGUCUUCUCAGAUGCUUCUGCUAAAUGCUAUGCAACCGCGGUCUACUUGCGACUGUCUACACCUGCUGGCACCACCUGCCGCCUGGUAUUUAGCAAGACCAGACUCGCACCUAAGGAGACCAGAGCCAAAGGAGAGACGCCAAAGACUGUGUCACUACCGCGGCUGGAACUUCUUGGUGUACUGAUUGGAGCAAGGGCUUUGAAGUAUGUGAAAGCACAACUCGGAAUCCCGAUCACCGCGUCAUGCAUUUGGACAGACUCGGCAUGCGUCCUUUACUGGCUGAAAACGUCAAAGCCCCUACCUCGCUUCGUUGCUAACCGUGUGGAUGAGAUCAAGACAGCUGAUGCAUCCUUUCGUUACGUCCACACGAGUGAGAACCCUGCCGACAUUCCAUCACGUGGCUGCUCGGCGGAUGAACUGGCGCACAACACCCUCUGGUGGAAUGGUCCACAGUGGCUGCUGUUGGACCCGAGCGAAUGGCCAACAUGGAACGUUCCUUCUCUGCCAGCACUCGCAGCAUCUGACACAACUGUAGCAACAGCAACGGAAGCUGCAGCGGCGCCAGCGUACAGUGAACUGGAGGGGGGAGCGAAUUGCUCCAGCCUCCGCAAGCUGUUACGAGUGACCACGCUGUGCAUAAAGUUUCUCAAGAAACAAGUGUGGGACAGACUGAGCACGGCUACAAAAGCAGCUGUGGCGUCACGACACGUCUGGUUCUCCAACCUGUUCGAGCGUAUGUCGGACAGACCAAGUGCUACGGCAAUGGACUUGCGCCUUGCUAAUGUCAUGUGGGUUCGAUCAAUUCAGGCUACCACGUAUCGCUGUACUUUACUGGAUAUCGCUAACAACAAGAGGAACACGCUCCAGAACCAGCUUGGUCUAGUCGUCGACAUCAAUGGAAUCUUGCGAUGUCAGGGUCGAUUGAUCCACGCCAGCAAGGGCAUCGACAACCUGCCACCAGCGCUCCUUCCUCGCCGGCAUUGGUUUACGAAGCUUGUCAUUCUGCAUCACCAUGAGCGCCUUCUCCACGCUGGUGCGGCACACACGCUAACGCAAUUGCGAGCCACCGUCUGGAUACCGCAAGGCCGACAGGAGGUUCAGGUUGUGCUGAAGCAAUGUCGAGUAUGCAGACGACACGAAGGUCCAGCUUUCGCUCUACCGACAAUGCCUCCCUUUCCAAAAGAAAGAGUGAUUCGUUCGGCCCCGUUCACGUAUGUCGGCAUUGACUACUUUGGCCCUGUUCAAGUCAAAGACGAACCCUCCAAGGUGUGGGUGUGCCUGUUUACAUGCCUGGCUGUACGAGCAGUCCACCUUGAAGUCAUCCCAUCGCUGAGCACCGCUAGCUUCAUUGACUGCUUCACACGGUUUGCAGCGCGUCGGGGGGUGCCCGAACUGCUCCUUUCGGACAAUGCAUCUCAGUUUCGGUUGGCUGCCACCACCUUUGACAUCGGAUGGCGCGAGGUCCUGAAAGACGAGUCUUUGCAGCAAUACCUCUCCAGUCGGCAAGUACAAUGGAGAUUCACGACGGAAUGCGCACCUUGGCAGGGUGGCGUAUACGAACGGCUUAUUGUACUUGCCGACUGGAGAGGUUGGCUGCCACCACCUUUGACAUCGGAUGGCGCGAGGUCCUGA
Sycon ciliatum is the source of this 5544-nucleotide messenger RNA. RefSeq lists its product as uncharacterized. The coding region runs from base 1 to 5544 and encodes 1847 amino acids. Lineage: Eukaryota; Metazoa; Porifera; Calcarea; Leucosolenida; Sycettidae. The record is from RefSeq and is a predicted model, not a curated record. Gene Ontology annotation, biological process: DNA integration. The transcript has a single exon. Gene Ontology annotation, molecular function: nucleic acid binding.